Molecule: messenger RNA, 1059 nt
Organism: Penicillium olsonii
Lineage: Eukaryota; Fungi; Ascomycota; Eurotiomycetes; Eurotiales; Aspergillaceae
Source: the annotation of a GenBank genome assembly
AUGACACAACCGCACAAGACCAUUGCCGUGGUCAACGGCACCGGCCGACAAGCGGCCUCGCUCAUCCGCGUCGCGUCCGCCGUCGGAUACUCGGUCCGCGCGCAGAUUCACACCCUCAAAGGCAUCAUUGCCCCCGAGUUGCAGCAGCUCCCCAAUGUCACUCUCCUGCAGGGUCCGCUCCUCGGCAAUAUCCCGCUGAUGGAUGAGCUCUUCAAGGGUGCUCAGCUCGCCUUCAUCAACACCACCUCACAGUCCGGCGACGAGGUCGCCAUCGGCCGCGAUCUCGCCGAUGCGGCCAUGCGCGCCGGCACUAUCACCCACUAUAUCUACAGCAGUAUGCCCGAUCACUCUGUUCAUGGCAACUGGCCCGCACCCCCGCAGUGGGCACCGAAAUUCACCGUCGAGAAUUACAUCCGCCAGCUCAAUAUGCCCUCCACGUUUGUCUACGCCGGCAUCUACAGUAAUAACUUCACCAGUUUGCCCUACCCGCUCUUCCAGAUGGAGCUCCUCGCCGACGGGAGCUUCGAAUGGCGUGCGCCCUUCGACCCAGACAUCCCUUUGCCCUGGUUAGAUGUCGAGCACGACGUGGGUCCGACCCUGCUUCAGAUCUUCAAGGACGGCCCUAAGCGGUGGCAUGGCCAUCGUAUCGCCCUCACCUUCGAGACCCUGUCCCCGAUCCAGGUGUGCGCGGCCUUCUCGCGCGCCCUGGACCGUCCCUGCCAGUACAUCCGGGUCCCCAAGAUCGAAAUCAAGGUCAACAUCCCGCCUGGAUACAGAGAACAGCUCGAGGCGCUGGAAGAGCUGUUCGGUCGAUGCGACGCGCCCUACUUCCCGCAGCCGGAGUUCUCACAGCCCGCUGCCGGGUCUCCAAAGGGUCUGGGGCCCUUUGGUGGAAAGGGUGCUGGCGCAGGCAUGAUGCAAGGUCCCGGUGGUGUGAUCUCGUUGCGGGUCACUGAUGAGGCCCGGUAUCUCUGGCAGGGCUGGCGUGAUAUGGAGGAGUAUGCUCGGGAGGUGUUCCCUGUGGAAGAAGAGGCCAAUGGUCUGGAUUGGAUGCUCUGA